GACCGUUGAAGUAGACUUUGCGAAAGAAGUGGUGUUAUUCCUAUAACGAGCUUAUAUUUUACUCUGCACCUCAUUUGCAACCGUCUUUCACGGCUAACCAGUGCGCAAAGACUUGCGACAAUGCAAAUCUUUGUAAGGAAUCUAUAUUCACGCUCACAGGCGUGUGAGCUUGAGCCAUCUAGCAGCGUCGCGGAGCUGAAAAAGCUAAUUGAGGCAGUGGAAGGCGUCCCCAGCUGCUCCCAGGGCCUGGUGUAUGCCGGGCGUCAGCUGGAAGACGAGCGCAGCCUUCAAUCCUAUGGCAUCCAUCCUCACAGCACGGUGCACCUGGUGCUGCGGCUUCGAGGCGGCAAGGGCGGCUUCGGAGCUCUGCUUCGCGGCCUCGGCCGAGACGGUUCAAAGACUACAAACGACGAUGCCAUGCGCGACCUGCAGGGACGGCGCGUGCGGCAUUCGAACGCUGAAAAGAAGCUGAAGGAGUGGGAGGCCAAAGCCAAGGAACGAGAGCUAGAGAAGAUAGCCCUGCAGCAUAUAAAGGAGCAGGAGCGUCAGGCGCGGCGUGAGCAGGAACAAAAGGUUGAGGUCGACGUAAUCAUGGCAGCACAAAAGGCGGCUGUAGCAGGCGUCCAAGAUGCCGUACAGUCGGCCCUGGCAGAGGCCAAGAAGGCGGCUGCCGCCGGCGGCACCAACGGAGGCAUCAACGGUCGGGGCGCUGCCGUACCCAGCAAGCGUACGGCAACAGCGGGGACGGCAGGGGCGGUUGCCGGGUCGGGGCCAGCUCCCAAGCGGUCUCGCAUGCUGGCAGCGCUGGAGUCAUUUGGGAGCGAGGAUGAGGAUGACAGUGAGGAUAGCGAGGAGGAGAGCAGCGAGGGGGCAGAGAGCGAGGAGGGUAAGGAGGAAGAGGCAGGGAAGGAGAAGGAGGACGAGGGAAAGGAGGUUGGGAAGGCGGAGGGUAAGGAGCGGGAGGCUGGGAAGGAGGGCAAGGGAGACGAGGCAGCUGACGGACAGCAGUGAGCGUGUGGGUGGGCGAAGGCAU
Astrephomene gubernaculifera is the source of this 1033-nucleotide messenger RNA. The record is from the annotation of a GenBank genome assembly. Lineage: Eukaryota; Viridiplantae; Chlorophyta; Chlorophyceae; Chlamydomonadales; Astrephomenaceae.